AUGGCAGCAAACGCGCCAGACUUCAAGAAGCACUUGCCACCCGCAAACGUCGCGUGGGCAUCAGAAGUUGGCGAUUAUGGCUCCUCUAGAUCCGCCUCGAUGAACGAUUGCGAUGGGUUCAUGCCCUCUCAAAUGUCCGAGAUACCCACUCGCGCUCUGCAAGAAACUCAUAACUUGGUAGAGUUGCUGGAAGCUGCAACUACCGCUGCUGAAAAGGCGCAGGUGUUGGCUAGAUCGGAUACUGCCAACACCAUGAUUACACGGAAGGGAAAGAGGAAGAGAUCGUCGAGUAAUCUAUACAGAGAUGAAGACGGUGCACCGCCCGGCCUCAAGCGCGCUCGAGUGCAUGCGACAGCUACUAAUAAAUCAAGACAGUACGUUGCGCGCGGGGGUACGCUUGAUCUGAACCCGGGCCUUGACAAGCAGGCAGAUAAUGCAGAGCCUAGCGACACAAAUACACCGGGCAUACAUUCGGCUGUAGCCCUUUUCCGCCGACCUUCCGAGAAGGUUCCCCGUAAAUAUACGCGCCUCCCAAUGUCGAAGCUGUUCAUGUCGUUACAGCUCUCUCCUGAAAGCUUCUUGCAUCUGCAAGCCGAAGCCAAAUCGUACAUGCUUGAUUCUGCGCAUCCUGAGCGGCAAAGCUGCGUUGGCAACAGAGGGAAAAGCGAUACUGACAUGGUCAAAUUGCGGUUGUUUAACUGCGUGCGGGGCUUCCUAGAUGGCGGCGCUGGAGAGCGGUUCUUUGGAGAGGGUGCAGCCAGCAAGAGACAAGCGGGGGGUGAGUCUCAAGAAGUUGCCAGGGCAUUAGGAGAAGAGGAAGUACAAACAGACAGUGAUCUCGUCUGGCCAAGAGAUGGCAACAAGCUCAUCAGUCUAGUCACCCCUCUCCUUCGCCGCAUGGUUACCAACGAAAGGCAACGCGUAUACGCCAUCGAAACUCGUAAGGGAGGAGCGAGGGGAAAGGAAGACGUUGUGGAAGCUGCUGAUGGAGUUGCGGCAGCAAUGCAGCAGCAGGAUCCCUCCAUCAGCAAGCUUCCUUCUUGUCACGGCCAUGAUGUUCCGGGCGUCGCUGCUUCAUCUGAUUGUCGCCCCUACUUUACCGCCACCGUCCGUCCACAGCCACGCACAGGCCCAGACUUAACGAAUACAAGCAUGCCGCUAUGUUUACCUUUUGCCUGGUCAGUCGAUGACCCUCCAUCUGGUGGUGGCGAUCCACCAAAUGACCAUGACCGAACCCCUCAUAUAAAACAUCUUAACGUCUUUUUAAAGACGGACAGGAGUAUCUUAGGCUCAGUUCGGUUUCGUCAUACGAUGGAGGCACUCCUCAUCCAGUUAUCUUGGGCUGAUCUGCUAAUUUGCAUCGGCCAUUUGAUGGAGCAAUACGAGCACAGAAUACGUGACUCAUUGCGCAGGGCCAGCGUUGAAAUAGGCCCCGAUACCCUUCGUGGACUUGCUGUCGCGGCCACUAAAGCUCAAAUUGGCGAUGGAGGCCACGAAAGUAUGUCGUUACCAGACACAGAGUUCUCCUUAGGCGCUUUUCCAACAGAUGCAUUGAACAGUUCUAUAUCCGACACAAACGGCUUGCGUCAUGUCUCUGCUGCACUGAGGCCCGAAGCAACACCAAGAGUUGGCAAAUCUGGGUCUACGAAGCCGGUCAUAAGGUCACCCCAACUAAACGAUAAUGGUACUAUACUUCAGUAUCGUAUCGAAGCUAUGCGAUCAAUGGGGCGCGUAGUGAUCGAGAAUGACAGCGACUGGGAGGCAUUGAAACUGGAUGUUGCAUCUGCAGAUUGGGCAGAUCAGACGCUGAAUGCAAUCGCGAUACUGCAAUGA
Molecule: messenger RNA, 1833 nt
Organism: Didymosphaeria variabile
Lineage: Eukaryota; Fungi; Ascomycota; Dothideomycetes; Pleosporales; Didymosphaeriaceae
Exons: 1
Coding region: 1-1833 (610 amino acids)
Source: RefSeq, a predicted model, not a curated record